Molecule: messenger RNA, 1660 nt
Organism: Oryza sativa Japonica Group (Japanese rice)
Lineage: Eukaryota; Viridiplantae; Streptophyta; Magnoliopsida; Poales; Poaceae
Source: RefSeq, a predicted model, not a curated record
GACCGCCUCUCCGGCUCCCCCUCAUCUCCCUACUGUGUCUGUAUACAGUGCCUCUCACCCAGGCACCCUCUCGACCCCUUCUCGCCUUCUCUUCCUCACCCCUCCUCUCAUUUCAAGAAGAACAAGAGAAAGCUAAGAACAUUUUCUAGCUCUCAAGUAGUACUCCUAUAUAAUACCAAGAAGAGAAGCAGUAAUAGUCUGGGGAGGCUUGAAGGGGGAGGAGAAGCAUCAAAUCGAAACAGACCAACAGAAUCUGAAAAAUUUACUAGUGGUAGAACAAGAUUAGUCCUUUCCUCUUCCAAAUAAUAGUGGAUUAGCUACUAGUUUAUUAGUUCCUUUCUUCUACCAAGUAGUGGAUUAGAGAUUAGCUACUAGUUUGCACCUUGAAGAGUGAUCUAGGAUGGCACCGAGCUUUGAUUUUGCGGCAUCAAUCCUCCUUUGCGCGGAGGACAACACCGCCAUUCUUGAUCUUGGCGAAGAGAGCGAGGAGAUUUCUUGGGUUGUUGGGGUUGAUGCUUCUCUAGGGGACUUGUCGAUGGAUUUCCCCUUGCAAUCCGAUGAUUGCAUCGAGGCCCUCCUGGGGAGGGAGGAGCAGCAGCACAUCCCCAUGGAGGGCUACCUCCAGCGGCUUCUGCUGCAGCCUGAUGGGCUCGAUUUGGUAGCCGUCAGGAGCGACGCCAUUGACUGGAUUUGGAAGGUACAUGAGCUUUAUAAGUUUGGGCCUUUGACUGCAGUCCUGUCGGUGAACUACCUGGACCGGUUCCUCUCCGUGUUCGAUCUUCCUCAAGAGGAGGCUUGUAUGACACAACUCUUAGCAGUAGCUUCCUUGUCUUUGGCUGCAAAAAUGGAGGAAACCGUUGUUCCACACCCCUUGGACUUGCAGGUGUGUGAUGCAAAAUAUGUGUUUGAGACUAGGACCAUAAAAAGGAUGGAGCUUGCAGUGCUUAAUGCCCUAAAGUGGAGGAUGCAAGCUGUGACUGCUUGCUCAUUUAUCGAUUAUUACCUUCACAAGUUCAAUGAUGAUGAUACUCCGUCCACAUCCGCACUCUCACGCUCAGUUGACCUCAUCUUGAGUACAUGUAAAGUUGCUGAAUUCUUGGUUUUCAGACCAUCAGAGAUCGCGGCCAGUGUAGCUCUAGUAGCAUUGGAGGAACAUGAAACUUCCAUGUUUGAGAGGGUGGCAACUUGUUACAAAAAUUUAAAGAAGGAGAGGGUAUUACGGUGCUAUGAAAUGAUUCAAGAUAAGAUUAUUAUGAGAAACAUUAUGCGCCAAUCAGCCGGCUCCGUUUUCUCCAUUCCAAAAAGCCCCAUAGGUGUAUUGGAUGCAGCUGCAUGUAUAAGCCAACAAAGUGAGGACACUUUUGUUGGAUCACCUGCAACAAAUUAUGAGAGCUCGGCGUCAAGCAAAAGGAGGAGAAUUUGCAGAUGAUUGUUUUCGUUGUACAUUUGUAGCCUUCAAGUAUGUUGCUCACCCAUUUGUUUUAAUGGACCCAAGAACAUGGUCAUUAGGACAGGUUUUUGUAGAGACGAGCAAUCUCUUGUUAUUUCGCAUUCAUGCUUCCAUAUUCAUUUUUGAGAGAACCUUGGAGAAUGGAUAUGCUUUGAUGAUUCUAAAGAAAAUAUAAAAACAGAGGAAAAGGAAACAAUCUGAGAAAGAAAA